This is a messenger RNA of Hippocampus zosterae (dwarf seahorse), 1470 nucleotides long. It is a transcript of the gene syt5a, whose product is annotated as synaptotagmin Va. Gene Ontology annotation, molecular function: clathrin binding; phosphatidylserine binding; calcium-dependent phospholipid binding. Lineage: Eukaryota; Metazoa; Chordata; Actinopteri; Syngnathiformes; Syngnathidae. Gene Ontology annotation, biological process: calcium ion-regulated exocytosis of neurotransmitter; regulation of calcium ion-dependent exocytosis; synaptic vesicle endocytosis. The coding region runs from base 130 to 1374 and encodes 414 amino acids. The transcript has 10 exons. Gene Ontology annotation, cellular component: synaptic vesicle membrane; axon; dense core granule. The record is from RefSeq and is a predicted model, not a curated record.
AUAAAAGGACGGGGGGAGAGGGGUGAGAGAGAGUUGCGGGCGAGCACUUCUCUUGAGCAAACACUGUUGGAUCGGAGCGCCAUCAUCGUACAAGCAAAGGAGCCGAGGACUGAGACAAAGAUUAGAGCCAUGUCGCGGUUGCUCGGCGUCGCGGGGGCUCGGUCGCGCAGGGCAGCGGAGGAAGAAAGCAGGGAGCCGCCCCCGCCCCCGCCCCCGCCCCCCUCUCACCAUUCCAAUCAUCAGUUUGCAAGCAUGAAGAACAAGUUCUUCAACGAGCUCACGCACUUGCCGAAUCAUAAACUCAACAUGCCCAUGUGGGCAGUGGGGGCCAUUGUGGUGGUCGUCCUGACGCUCGUCGCCUGUAUGGGAUUCUGCAUCUACAAGAAAUGCUUCAACAAGGCCAAGAAGCCCAAGAAGGUCAGAGAAAGGAAGGCCGGGCGAGGACGCAAGAAGAAGGAAACGGAAGGGGAGGAGGGAGACGAAAAGAAGGAAGGCGAGGAUGGCAAAGAGGAGGAGGAGAAAGAAAACUUUGGCAAACUCGAGUACACUUUGGAUUAUAACUUCACCGAUAACCAGCUGAUAGUAGGCAUCCUGCAGGCUCAGGACCUGGCAGCCAUGGACAUGGGCGGGACUUCGGACCCCUACGUUAAAGUCUACAUGCUGCCGGACAAGAAGAAAAAAUUUGAGACCAAAGUCCAGCGCAAGAACCUCUGUCCUGUUUUCAAUGAGACUUUCAUCUUCAAGAUACCCUACACAGAGUUGGGCGGUCAGACGCUGGUGCUCCAGGUGUUCGAUUUUGACCGCUUUGGCAAACACGACGUCAUCGGCGAGAUCAAGAUUCCCAUGAACACCGUGGACCUGGGCCAGCCCAUCCACGAAUGGAGGGAUCUGAUUGGAGGAGAGAAAGAGGAGCAAGAGAAGCUUGGCGACAUCUGCAUUUCCCUCCGCUACGUCCCGACUGCAGGCAAGCUAACCGUCAACAUCAUGGAAGCCAAGAACCUGAAAAAGAUGGACGUUGGAGGACUGUCUGAUCCGUUUGUGAAAGUGGUUCUUCAGCACAAUGGCAAGCGUCUGAAGAAGAAAAAGACAUCGGUGAAACAAAACACCCUGAAUCCAUACUUCAAUGAGAGCUUCAGCUUUGAGAUCCCCUUCUCCCAGAUCCAGAAAGUGCAGGUGAUCAUCACGGUGUACGACUACGACAAACUGGGAAGCAACGACCCCAUCGGCAAGUGCUGGAUCGGCUACGGCGCUUCUGGCGUGGGGCUGCGCCACUGGUCCGACAUGUUGGCCAAUCCCCGUCGUCCGGUGGCUCAGUGGCACGUCUUGCAGCCCGAGGAGGAGGUCGACGCCGCUCUCAAGGCUCCCAUCCGCUAAACAAAAACUGCACACGGACACUCGAGGGCGCUAUUUUCGUGUGAUUGUGUAUGUACGUGUCAUGUGGUAUGCAAAUAAAGGGAAUAUUUCAGACAA